This is a messenger RNA of Eutrema salsugineum, 1307 nucleotides long. RefSeq names its product cell division cycle protein 123 homolog. The record is from RefSeq and is a predicted model, not a curated record. Lineage: Eukaryota; Viridiplantae; Streptophyta; Magnoliopsida; Brassicales; Brassicaceae. Gene Ontology annotation, cellular component: cytoplasm.
GUCAAUUCGCAGUCACCGGAAGCCCUAAAACCUCCAGCGACGCCGGAGAAAGGAAAUUCCAUUAGAUAGAGAAUCGUAAGCUUUUUUGUGUUUUUUGUUUUGCGAUGAAGGAAGAAGAAGUAAAUCGAUGCCAGAUUCAGAACUGGUAUCCGAAAUUCAAAUCCUUAACCAUCAAAACCAAAUUUCACCAGCUUCCAGAGUCUUUCAUCACCUAUCUCACCGACGAUUCUGGUCCGUUUCUUCUCCCUGAUUCCGUAACAAACGAGGACGCAAUGCCCAAAAGAGUCCACAAUCCCGAAGAAGAAGACGAUUUCCAAGUCUCCGAAGGAUCUGAUGACGAAGCAGAGCCACCAUCGAACAUCCCUUGUUUUCCCCAACUCGAAAUCGAGAUUAAGGAAUCAGUCGAAACCCUAGGCGGCGCAGUUUUCCCGAAGCUGAACUGGAGCGCACCAAAGGACGCAGCUUGGAUCAGCCCAUCACAGAAUCUUAGCUGCACUUGUUUCAGCGAGAUUGCUCUCUUGUUUCGUUCCUCAGAUUCGUUGCUCCAUGAUCUCUGCAACGCGUAUGAUUCAUGUACUGACAAAACCUCGUCAAGGCCACAAAGCUUCUUCCUCGCGUUGAGAAAAUGGUAUCCUUCUUUAAAGCCUGAGAUGGAAUUUAGAUGCUUUGUCAAAUCGAACGAGCUUGUUGGGAUUUGCCAGCGUGAGGUGACGACAUUUUACCCUGUUCUUGUCAAUGAGAAGGAUUUGCUCAAGGGCUUGAUCGGAGACUUCUUUGAUGAUAACAUUAGGUUAGAAUUUGAAUCAGAGGAUUACACAUUUGAUGUUUAUGUGACGAAGGAGAGAAAGGUUAAGCUAAUGGAUUUCAAUACUUGGUGUGGCUCUACGUUGCCAUUGAUGUAUUCNNNGGAAGAACUGGAGAUGGUUCAUGGAGAAUGUGAUGAAUUGAAUUGGAGGAUUGUUGAGAGCCGUCGCAGCGUGUUUCCUGGUUUGAAAACAGCAGUUCCUUAUGAUUAUCUGGACAUGAGUUCUGGUAGUGGUUGGGAUCAGGUUAUUAAGAAAGCGGAAGAGCAGUUUCAGAGAGAGAAUCAGAGUUCAGAUGAAGUUGCUUGAGCUUUUUUAUCAUCGUCCUCCUUAAAAGUGUUGUCCCGAAGUUCCUGAUGGUGUUUGUGUCUUCUUAGUAUAAGAUUUAUCUCCCUUUUUUUAGACUGUUUUGUCUUUGUAUUUGUCUUUUGUUGUGCAAAGAAUCGUAUUGAGAGACAAAUUGUUCUGAAUGGUUUCUUCGCAUUAUCAAAUUUGUGGUAGGGA